Molecule: messenger RNA, 1421 nt
Organism: Toxotes jaculatrix (banded archerfish)
Lineage: Eukaryota; Metazoa; Chordata; Actinopteri; Toxotidae
Gene: timm21
Product: translocase of inner mitochondrial membrane 21
Exons: 6
Coding region: 219-983 (254 amino acids)
Biological process (GO): protein import into mitochondrial matrix
Cellular component (GO): TIM23 mitochondrial import inner membrane translocase complex
Source: RefSeq, a predicted model, not a curated record
UACAUACACGGCACGACUGACUAGACAUGUACAAGCCUUUUAGCAUAGUAUGUUCAUGUUGGUUAAUAUUUUAAGCUGUGCAUUCACGUAAUAAGUUACUUUUAUACUAUUGCUGCGCACAGUAGGUUACUUUCUCAUCUUUAGCUAGCUGUCGACAGUGCUAAAGAAGAGCUGGCUGUGCUGGUGACAAGAGUUUAAGCUAACCCACAGAGGACAUAAUGAUGGCUUACACACAGAUACUGAAAACCCUGCAUCGAAAUUUGCAACAGACGGGGACACGGUACACCGUGCAGGCAUUUAAACUCACGCAGGUUAGCUUGCUCGUCCACGCACAUAGGGCAGUGUCAACCGUCCCCACACCGACCUUCCACAGAAGAGCCGAGGCUCCUUCGUCCGUCCUGCCAGCACUGAGCUGCUUCGUUCAAGCACAGAGACGGCGGGGUAUUUCUGUCGACUUUACAGCCAGGAAUAAGAAUAGCCCCGAGGACAGAGAUAAGUCAGUUUCCAGGUAUCAAAGUGGGAGCCCAAAGCCUUCAGCUGCACAAAAAGUGAAGGAAGCUGGCAGAGACUUCUCCUACUUGAUAGUUGUACUCAUCGGUCUUGGAGUGACAGGUGGGCUGUUAUAUGUGGUGUUCCAGGAGCUGUUUUCUUCCUCCAGUCCAAAUAAAAUCUAUGGGAAAGCCUUUGACAAAGUCAAGUCACACCCAGAAGUGAUUGGUGCAUUUGGGGAGCCAAUCAAAUGUUAUGGUGAGACCACCCGUCGAGGAAGGAGGCAGCAAGUCAGUCACAUGGAGUACCUGAAGGACGGGCUGAAGCAUAUGAGACUGAAGUUUUACAUCGAAGGCUCAGAACCAGGCCUCAAAGGAACUGUACAUUCGGAGUCAAAAGAGAAUACUGACACUGGAAAAUAUGAGUUUCGUUACAUAUUUGUGGACAUAGACACAUACCCAAGACGGACCAUCAUUGUGGAAGAUAACAGAUAAGAAAGAUGAUGGACUCGAAGAUUUACUUCACUGAAAAAAAUGUGAAUAAUAUGUUUCUAAAAGGCAGGAUUGUGUUCUUGGACAAAUAGCUAAGGAUGCAAAUUCUAAUUUACUAUUAAAAGUUGUGAUGUUAAACAUCAACAAUUAUAGCUGAUUUAAACUGUGCUACAGCAAUGUACUGGUCAGUAUUUAGUGGAGAACUUUGCAAAGCACAGUUUCUUCACAGAUAUAAAAUGAUCAUUUGAUUGUUAUGUGUUUCUGUUUUAUAGAAUAUACAUGUGUUACACAUAAUUUUUUGUUUUGGUUUUUAUUUUUGAUUAAAAGACUAGAAGGUGAAUCUUGAAGCAACCUGUAAUCAAAAAUGCUUUUAAAUUGCAAUAAAAAUGGUUAUGUGCACAGUGAUACACAUACAAACAAAAUAUCAGUGUUUUUUUUCUC